This is a messenger RNA of Oppia nitens, 683 nucleotides long. RefSeq names its product GTP cyclohydrolase 1 feedback regulatory protein-like. The record is from RefSeq and is a predicted model, not a curated record. Gene Ontology annotation, molecular function: GTP cyclohydrolase binding. Gene Ontology annotation, cellular component: nucleus; cytoplasm. The coding region runs from base 290 to 565 and encodes 91 amino acids. The transcript has a single exon. Gene Ontology annotation, biological process: negative regulation of biosynthetic process. Lineage: Eukaryota; Metazoa; Arthropoda; Arachnida; Sarcoptiformes; Oppiidae.
UGAAUGCAUUGUAUGAACAAAAAUCUUAUGUAUUUAUUAUGUGUUAUAUUUGUUGAUUAAAGAGACGCCAAAAGCAGACAACAACUGAUUGAACCAUAUUUUGACCACUUUUUAGUCAUAUUUGAAGACUUCUUAAGCAUUGAUUGUUUAUCACAUUUAGUCAUUAUAUACAUAGUUAUCAUCUGAAAAGUAGUAAAGUGGGUGACAAUUGGUUACACUCGAAGACAAUUGGUUUGUAUUGAUCUGUUUAUUACAAUUGUUGACUUCGGUAAACAAGUGGACAAAAGAUAUGCCGCACGUCAUAGUGUUCACGCAUUACAAUAAUCUGGCCAAAGGUCCGACAUAUGUGGCCAACGAUGACACACUAUUGCUGGACUAUUUGGGCGCUACUCCGCCGCAGAACCCGCAACAGUCAUCGGUGGUGAACGAGUCGCCCACUCAGGUGUUGGACAAACUCGAGCAAAGAGGUUAUCGGGUGGUCGGCAUGUCGUCCAACGCCUCCGACACGUUCACCAGUUAUGUCUGGACUCUACAUAAACCCGAAGAGAUUGAACCCUUUCCUUAAAUUGCAACCAAAAAUGUCAAGAGGUUUGCAUCAGUUUAUAGACAUAUAAUGUCUUAACUUUUUUUGAUGUAUUACUCAACUGUUCUGUUCUCAUAUUUUAUCCAUUUUUUGUUAUCAA